AUGACAAAUCAUACUCAAGGCAGGGCCAAGAGAAGUAAAGAAAUUCGUAAUGAGCGUCCUGGACGCGGGAUUGGCACCGCCGAUGAAGAAAAUAAACAAGCCAAACGGAGCAAAUAUUUACACGAGGAAAAGCCCACGCUGUCGAAGGGGGAAAAAGCAGAUGAAGUUGCUGCGAGAAAUGUGCCAGGAUGUCGCUAUGCCGAGUUUGCGCCGUAA
Penicillium soppii is the source of this 216-nucleotide messenger RNA. RefSeq lists its product as uncharacterized. NCBI's taxonomy places the organism in Eukaryota, Fungi, Ascomycota, Eurotiomycetes, Eurotiales, Aspergillaceae. The coding region runs from base 1 to 216 and encodes 71 amino acids. The record is from RefSeq and is a predicted model, not a curated record. The transcript has a single exon.